GGGAGAUUCAGGGUCGGGUCCUACCGCCCGCGGAGCGGAAUGUUCUCUGAGCUGAGCCGCUGUCGGUCACCACUCCCGGUGGGAGAACCAGUUCCUGACGGUGGAGCCGGAGGCAUGAGCGGCGCGAAACUCCUAUGGAGCUGUAUAGCGCCCAGGACGCUUCCACACGAUUCCUCAGCAUCGCCCAUCGUUCUGUCUCCGAAGACUUGGGCUGUAGACGUGGCGAGUUCAGCAGAAAGCAUUAUGGAUCUGUGGAGCUGCUUAUAUCUAGUGAUGCUGAUGGAGCCAUUCAAAGAGCUGGACGUUUCCGAGUGGAAAACGGAUCUUCUGAUGAGAAUGCAGAUUUCACCCCAGGUACAUGGCGCAGAACAGAUGUGCACUUGGAAAACCCAGAGUACCACACCAGAUGGUAUUUCAAAUAUUUUCUAGGAAAAGUUCAUCAGAAUUACAUAGGUACAGAUGCAGAGAAGAACCCUUUUUUUCUGUCUGUCGUGCUCUCCAACCAAAACAAUCAACGUGUCCCUCAAUACCGCUCAAUUCUCUGGAAAAAAACAGGUACUCAGAAAAUAUGCCUCCCUUACAGUCCCACGAAAACAUUAUCAGUGAAAUCUAUUUUAAGUGCCAUGAAUCUUGACAAAUUUGAAAAAAGCCCUAGGGAAAUUCUUCACCCUGAGAUACAAAAGGAUUUACUGGUUCUUGAAGAGCAAGAGGGCUGCGUAAAUUUUAAGUUUGGAGUUCUUUAUGCCAAAGAUGGUCAACUUACAGACGAUGAAAUGUUCAGCAAUGAAACUGGAAGUGACAGCUUUCAAAGAUUAUUGAAUCUUUUGGGUGACACAAUUACACUGAAGGGCUGGACAGGCUACAGAGGAGGCCUGGAUACUAAAAAUGAUACAACAGGAAUAUAUUCCAUCUACACAGUGUAUCAAGGGCAUGAGAUUAUGUUCCAUGUUUCAACCAUGUUACCAUAUUCUAAAGAGAACAAGCAGCAAGUAGAAAGGAAGCGUCAUAUUGGAAAUGACAUUGUCACUAUCGUGUUCCAGGAAGGGGAAGAAUCUUCUCCAGCAUUUAAGCCUUCCAUGAUUCGCUCUCAUUUUACACAUAUUUUUGCCUUAGUGAGAUAUAAUAAGCAAAAUGAUAGUUACAGGUUGAAAAUAUUUUCAGAAGAAAGUGUACCUCUCUUUGGGCCUCCCCUUCCAUCCCCACCUGUGUUCACAGAUCACCAGGAAUUCAGGGACUUUGUACUAGUGAAGUUAAUAAAUGGGGAAAAAGCCACCUUGGAAACUCCAACAUUUGCUCAGAAACGGCAGCGCACUCUAGACAUGCUGAUUCGUUCUUUAUACCAGGACCUCAUGCCUGAUCUACACAAGAACAUGCUUAAUAGGAGGUCCUUCAGUGACGUGUUACCAGAAUCCCCUAGAUCAGCACGGAAGAAAGAGGAGGCCCGUCAAGCAGAAUUUGUCCGACUUGGUCAGGCACUGAAACUGAAAACCAUUGUGAGAGGAGAUGCCCUAACUAGUUCAGCAACCACAAGCCUCUAUAAAAAGGAGCCGUGGGAGUCCCAUUGUUUCUGCAGUAAUUUUCCUCAUGAAGUUGUUUGUGCGGAUUCUUGGGGCCAGUCCUUGCUAGUUUCUACAGAUGUUGGUGUCCUGCUAAUAGAUGAUGGCCAGUCAUCAGUGCAAGUAUUUGAUAAAACUCUCCAGGUGAAACAGAUGCAUGUGCUGGAAGCUUUGGACCUUUUGAUUACCAGAGCAGACAAAGGGAAGGACUCUCGUCUCCUUGUCUUCAGGAUGAGCGCUGUACAAAAUGGCAUAGAAGCAAAGCAGAUGGCAAAGAGCAAAUAUGACUGCAGAGAAAAUAAACUUGAGAAAACAAAAGGCUGCCAUUUGUAUGCCAUUAAUACUCACCACAGCAGUGAACUGAGGAUUGUUGUGGCUAUUAGGAACAAACUGCUUCUCAUCACAAAGAAAUACAAUCAAGGCAACGAUUUAACCAGUGUCUGUUUGAUGUCACCACUGUCUGAAUCACCAGUGGAGGAAUUCCAGUACAUCAGGGAGAUUUGUCUCUCUGACCCUCCAGUGAUCAUGACUCUGGUGGAUGGACCUACUGGAGACAAUGACAAUAUGAUCUGUGUAGCAUAUCGGCAUCAGUUUGAUUUAGUUAACGAGAGUACUGGGGAGUCCUACAGGUUACAUCAUGUUGAAGCAAGCAGGGUUAAUUUUGUUGCAGCUAUUGAUGUAUAUGAAGAUGGUGAAGCUGGUCUUCUGUUGUGUUAUAACUAUGUCUGCUACUACAGAAAGGUAUGCCCCUAUAAUGGGGGUACUCCUUUGGUCCAGACAUCGGCAUCAGACUUCCACUUUAGUUGGAAUCAGGUUCCUUAUGCCAUUGUUUGUGCUUUCCCUUAUAUCCUGGCUUUCACUACUGAUUCCAUAGAGAUACGAUUAGUGGUGAAUGGGAACCUAGUCCACACAGCUGUGGUGCCUGAACUUCAACUUGUUGCAUCAAGGUCAGAUAUUUAUUUUAAAGCUACUGGAACAGUAAGUGGAUCAUCCAAUAGCAGUUCCAAGGAAACUAGUUCAAACAGUUCUCCUCAGACUCCAACAGCUCAUGAAAUGCCAGAAUUUCCUUCUUCCUCAGCGGAAGGUGAAGUUCAGUAUAAAAACUUAUUCAAAAUUCCUCUCAGUAACCUGGUUGGGAGGAGCAUUGAACGACCUCUGAAGUCACCAUUAGUCCCCAAGGCCAUCACCACCUCAACUUCCAGUGUUAUUGCCUCAGCUCCUGUCAGUCACUCAUUAUCUUUGUCUCGUAUGGAAAUUAAAGAAAUUGCAAGCAGGACACGCAAAGAACUGCUGGGCCUCUUGGAUGAGAAAGUUCCCAAAUCAGAAGUAGCACAGAAGCAAAAGAAGGUUCCUCGAAAACCAUCAGACCACAAGCAGGCAGCAAUAAGGUCAACAAGCAGUGACAGAAUAAUUUCAAGCUCUUUUGAAAGCAGUUCUGAAGGGCGUCACCUUUCCACUAGUUCAGAUCCUGAUACUGCAGCAAACCGGGAGGAGAGCCCACCAUCUAGCAGUCCAUUUCAUCUCACUACUUCAUUUGAUGAAGACAUCAUUGACUUGAAGUGAAGACAAUCUUGAGUCCCUUAUUUUUCUUAUGACUCUGAAAGCCUUAUAGUAAUGUCACAACACUGCUUUUAGUGAAAGCAUAUGGCUGGAAAUAGAGUUGGUGAAUAUUCUCUACAGAACCAAACUGGGUGAAGCUUUUUUGCCCUCUUUGUUUACCUUUCUCAGUUAAAGAACCAGUGGUUUGUAUUGUAGCAAGGUGGUAGAUAUCAAUGGUAGUUUUAGGACGAUAAUUUUAAGUAAAUGAAAGGAUUCAUUUUUAUUCUCUCUGAAUUUACGUUUGGAGUACGUGAAUGAGAGUAACACUUAGCUGUGUUAUUUGCAGCCACUGAUAUUACAAAUUGUUCCAUAGCACAGUGUGUCAUGUAGAAAGAUGAUCUUUAUAAAGAAAAUUAAUUUAUUCUAAUUUUUUUAAAAGAUAAAAACAAACUUGUGACAAAGUUCUUUUCAGCCAGGAUCAUCUGUCACUGAAGUGGUACUGUUCUGUUAUAAUGUUUACUGAAGAACUAAGGAUAUUCUAUGAAGAUCAGGUAAGAUAAAGCAUACAUUUUUAACAGUGAGAGUAAAUUACAGAGAAUAAAGUGAAUGUUUUUCUAAAAGUUCUGCUCUGAGAAUUAUUUUGUGUAAGUUAAAUGGCCUGUGUUAUACAGGAGGUCAGACUAGAUGAUCACAAUGAUCCCUUCAGGCCGUGGAAUCUAUGAAUAAGAUACAAACAUGCUUUCUUAGCUCUCAUCUUUCCAUGUAUAUUUUUUCUGAGAGGGACCCGAAAACAAGAUUUGGAGUAAAAAUUCCAGAAUGCAGAGAAUUUUGUAGAAAAAUAUGAACUUUCAAAUUAUUCAUCUAAAAAUUGAAAAUCAAAGAUAAAGGAAGAAAGAGAUGCAUCAGGCUAACAAAGCAACUGGAAUAUUAUCUCUGUUAUAUACCUGCAGACUUCUUGAAAACACAGUAUGUAGGAUCCAGCAUCUGAUUUUGCGUUCCAUUUUCUAUCAGUGUUUUGACUUGCAGAUGAACCUCCUGUUAACAUGCAGGCAUCUGUAUUUGUUGCUAUUUGCUUGUGCGUUAGCUGUUUAAAUUAUAACAUUUUAGACUGCUCCAAAUAGCUACAUUUUGCUGAGUGAAUCCAGGCUGAAAUUUCACUGAACAGCUAGGUUUUUGUGGUGAAAUAGUAACAAUAAACCUUUUGAUGUAUGAAGGACAGAUUUCACCUACAAAAUGAUUCUUGAGACCUUUCCUGCAUUUUAUGUAUGCCAAAAAAUCAGUUUGCAACAAAAAUCAAAAUGUUUUGCCUUUUCAUGAAAAUGAAGUUUUCCUUCUUUUUUACUUUAAGAUGUUAGUUCUGUUUACAAGUUAUUUCUUGUUCCAUAAUUAGAAAUAGUUCAGCAUCUUCAUUAUUUUAGGGAUGGCGUGCUGGUGUCAUAGUUUGUUUCCUUCUUAGCGUGAACAGCUGAAAACUUGUGUCUUUUAAAUGAGUGUAUCUGAAUAUAAUCCAGUUUCCUGCCUAGUACUCUAUUACCAACCUUUUACUAGUAUAGGUAGCUGCUAAUUUCUCCACCAAGAAAAUAUUAAUUAACUUAAUUUAAAGGAUCAUUUCUUAUUCUCAGCUGUAACAGCUGAUCAAGGAAAGAAGCAAUAUUUUCAGCUGCAAUCAUUCUUUCAAUAGAAUAAAGUAUUAUAACCAGUGAUUAGUAUUACUGUAUUUUUAAACCAGUAAAUCUGUGUGUUGUAAUUCUAAGAAAAAGCAUAUAAGAAAAGCAAGCUGAAAUUGUUUGCCAGAGAUUUCAACUCUUGUGAAAAAGCACUCCACAAUCGCUGGAAAGAGCUUAUACACCGUAUACCAUUUACCAGUGCAGUUAAGGUUGAAAAAUUAAGCUGAAAGAUGCCAAGAGUGGCACUUACUUUUGAUGGAGUCUGGGGCCUGUUGUGUGUGUGAAAGGCAGUAUUUCUUUAUACAACUAUAUUCAGGGCAGACCAUGUUAGCAUGCAAGUGAAUAUGUAUGGGGGCUCAUUGCACCCGCUUUAGGAGCACUAAUUGCACUAACAUCUCAUCCUGAAAGAAACAAUAAUAUUUUCUUUCCCUUUCUGUAUCCUCAGCCUUGUUCCAUUAUGUUGCUUCUGUCGUGUUAGUUGUACGUGCAUAUGCUCAUGGGUUAUUUUGCAGCCUAUACUCGUGUUGCAAACUCAGGCUUUAGUUAAAAUAAAAUUUUAACUGGAAAUUUUGGUUUGGUUUGUCAGAAUAUCAAAUUGUAAAUUGAAAUAGCUCAUGGAACUGUUCUCUUCUUCUGAUAUUCUAGCAGAGUCCACACAACUCAGCAUAUAAAAAUUAGCAUAGGCUAGAGCCUGAUGCUGCUGAGGGAGCUAAAAGGGCAUAUUGAAGGGACUUAGCGAAGAGCUGCAUAAUCAGUAGGGCUGUCAAGCGAUUAAAAAAA
Messenger RNA from Mauremys mutica (yellowpond turtle), 5542 nucleotides. RefSeq names its product GTPase activating Rap/RanGAP domain like 3 (gene GARNL3). Gene Ontology annotation, molecular function: GTPase activator activity. Bases 135 to 3119 code for a protein of 994 amino acids. Lineage: Eukaryota; Metazoa; Chordata; Testudines; Geoemydidae. The record is from RefSeq and is a predicted model, not a curated record. Gene Ontology annotation, cellular component: cytoplasm. Gene Ontology annotation, biological process: regulation of small GTPase mediated signal transduction; activation of GTPase activity. The transcript is spliced from 29 exons.